This is a messenger RNA of Meriones unguiculatus (Mongolian gerbil), 10040 nucleotides long. Its product is annotated as keratin-associated protein 12-1-like. The record is from RefSeq and is a predicted model, not a curated record. Gene Ontology annotation, cellular component: keratin filament. The transcript has a single exon. Bases 33 to 335 code for a protein of 100 amino acids. Lineage: Eukaryota; Metazoa; Chordata; Mammalia; Rodentia; Muridae.
CCCUAACCUCCUCCAGACUACCAGACUCUGCCAUGUGUCACAUCAGCUGCUCCUCAGGCUGCCAGCCAUCCUACUGCGUGUCCAGCCCCUGCCAGCCAUCCUGCUGCAGGCCUGCUGUGUGUGUCCCCGUGAGAUACCAGGUGGCCUACUGUGUGCCCGUGAGCUGCAGGCCCACUGUGUGCAUGGCCCCCUCAUGCCAGUCCUCCGUGUGUGUGCCUGUGAGCUGCAGGCCUGUCUGUGUGACCUCCUCCUGCCAGUCAUCCGGGUGCUGCCGGCCUUCCUGCCCCACCCUGGUCUGCAGGCCUGUCACCUGUGGCACUUCCUCCUGCUGCUGAGCAGUGUCUCCACCCAGCCGCUGCCGGUUAAAUGGAUGCUUUGUCCUAUGCCGUCCCACAGCUGACCAUGGAUUCAACACUGGGAAACACGCCCACUGCACCCUGACACUGGGGGCAGAAUGCAGAAGGAACCAGAUCCCCGUGCCCUGUGCUUCCCUGAAGGGUGUCCCGGACGCAAGUUCUUCUCUAACCCAUGUGCCCAAUAAAGCAGUUUUCAAGUCAGCUGAGCAUGUCUGUCCUGCUUCCUGACUGUCUUGGUAAUCAGAAAGGACUUAAGGCCAGUGCUUGCUCUGUUUUGGCCUCACUUGGCUCAGGAGAUAGAUGUAGGUGGAGGACAGGUCCCUGCUGCAGCCCAGGAGAAGGUAGUCCCUGCCACAGACUCACUGUCUCUCAUGGGUCCAUCCUCUGCUCUCCCUUUCCUGUCUGCCCAUGGUGGGGGAUGCAUGGGCAGUGGGUGCUCAGAUUAGCCCUGGUUAGUUCUCUCGGGUGCCAUCCUGUAUGCUGAGUCCCAGUGACUACGGUCACCUACAGGGUCCUUCUCAAAUGUCUCAAUCUUAGUUAUACAAUGUGACUUAUCCCUAACCCCUUCUCUUCAGUGAGUGGUUCACACAUGACUGUCUUCAGUUGCCUGGUGACCUACUAUUAUAUAAUAAAUAUACACACAUGGGUGCUGGAGCGGUGGCUCAGAGGUUAAGAGCACUGGCUGCUCUUCCAGAGGUCCUGAGUUCGGUUCCCAGCAACCACAUGGUGGCUGACAACCACCUAUAAUGAGAUCUGGUGCCCUCUUCUGGCAUGAAGGUGUACAUGCAGGCAGAACAUUGUCUUCGUAAUAAAUAAGUCUUUAAGAAAAACCAUAAUAAACACACAUCGCUUUCAACUUAGAAGCUAGGAAGCAUCGUUAUGUUCUGCUGACUUGUAGUGGCAGUGCUGUCAUUUGACUGUGGGCAUCCCUCAUCCGUCAACGGAUAGAGUUGAAUCUGUGCUCCAGGUGCCUCUGACAUGUGCUUUCAUGUUCAAGUCUUUGCCAGUGGUGUCUAAACCGGGGUUUACUUCCUCUGUGAGGCACUGGUGACAGUCUCCUGUUUCCGGUGGGCAUCCUUAUCCGUGGCCUCAUGUAGACCGUGGUCACGUGGAGCCUCCCAGGGAGGGCCAUGCCUUCGGCUGGUAGGGUCUGCUGCGCCUGAGGCUCUGUCCUACUCCGUCCCUCCCAGAGCUCUCGCUGCUGGCUAUGUGGGAUGAUAGCUGUUUCCUUUAGCUUGUGGGUUGGUGACAAGAAGCAAGCAGGAAAAAAAAUUGGUUUUUGAAACAACAGCCAAGACCAGUGUGUGCUUUAAAUUGCGGCUUUAUGAAACUGAACCAGAAAUGAAACACGAUGUUAGGGAUCCAGUGUCCUGGAUGAGCACAGGCAUUUACACAUACCAUCCUUUCAACACAUACAUGCACAUGCACACGCACAUGUGAAUGGAAUACCCACACUCCCAUGCACACAAACACAUGCGUAGGGUCAUCUAUACAUCUGCUCAAGCAGAACUUCUUGUACAUACAUGCAGUCAUGUACUCCUAUAGCUCCAGAUACACGUGUGUGCACUCACAGACCUCCCCCCACCCCCGAGCCCUCAUGCCCUAUAUGCUCACACACAUGGGCAUUCACCUCCUCUCAGGCAGGUGAAUCUGUAUUCAGACAUGAAGGGUUCAGGGCCUCUGAGACCCUCCGCCUGCUCAGAGUGCAGGGCGGAGAUCUCAUUCAUCAGCUCUUCUUUCCCAGCGCAGACCCAUAGGCCUCUUCCAUAUUGUGUUGUGACAGAAGCGCCUCCCCUAAAGGACAGUUUCUAGGCAACAGGAUAAAGCAGGCAGGGUUUUGAGACCCAGACACAUGCACUCAUUGAGGAAAAGGUCCAGACAGGGAGGAUAGCUUUUUUUUAGAGUGAGGAAGAGAAGGCAAAAGAACAGCCAAUGUGGCCUUGAAUUGUCUGAGCAGUGCCUGUGGGAUUUGAGGGACAUGAUAGGAAUGGUCAGGAUCCAGUAGGGGGCACUACAGCAGCUGCAACCUGUAGAGCCUGCUGGCAGGAGCUUGGCAGCAGCGGGUCACCUAUCCUGCCAUAGAGGCUGCCCCACGGGAGGUUUGGCCACAGGAGCGGGAGGCAGCCAGGGUUGACGCUAGGUGGAUAAAUACUUCUUUGCCUCCCUCUUCACUUCUAAUGACCUUACUGUCCCAUUUGGAUAGGAGAAUGUCAUUACCUCAGUGGCCCUCAGUGGAAUAUGCAGUGACCCUGGGUUCAUGUAUGUUGCUCCUGAGCCUUAGCCUGGCACACAGCAGUGCCAACUUGCCCUGGGGCUUCUUGAGCCCUGCCCUAGCACCAUGGAGGUUAUGACUUGUGCAUUGGGCCUCUGAAGGGCCCUGAGGCUGAGUUUCUGCUGCGGCCCUUCUCCCACCCAGCCUUCAUCCCAAGGGCUUUAUUCCCCACAGUGUUCUUCAUCCAGACAGCUCACAUCCUUCCGUCAGGUGGACACACACUCAGGCACAUGUAUGCACAUGACACAGGAGCUCUCCCGGAUCUUGACAUGGUUCCUAACUGACCAGGAGGAAUUGGUGUGACGCUCUAUAAAGACAGGAGUAUUAGCACAGGGACCACUGGCCAAACCAGGACACCUCCAUCUGUGAUGGGAGCCAAUGCAUAUCACUGAUGGGGGGUGGGGGGAAGGAAGCAGUGCAAGGAAAGGGAAAGAAAGAUUCAAUAAGGUUAAAUAAAUGAAGGAAAAAGAAAAAAGGAGAAAACUAUUAAGAUGAAAGAGAGAGAAAAUGUCAGAAGAAAAAUCAAAUUUACACAAUAAAGAAAUGAUACUUAAAGCUAGAUACAUAUAAGCAGAGGAAUAAAAAUGAGAGAAUAAAAACUGCUUGAGAACAUUCAGCUUUGUCUCAUAUAUGUUUAAAGCUAAGCAUGCCCUGUGGGUCUGAGGCUGGGUGGGAAUCCGUAUCAAAACAGAAUCAUCCAUUCUACUUUCCUUGUGUCUUGGGACACGGGCCCCCUUGGGAUCAACUGACUUUGAAGUUUUGAGGUUUUACUCUGUGCUACCCAGGGCUGAGGACUGUCACAUCUUCUUGGAGGACUGAAAAGCCUAGAUCUUCUGUUGGGGUUGAGGUAGAUUUAGAAGGUUCCCCCAGAAGUCCAUGAGGCCGGCUAGCCCCCUGCCCAGAGUUCUUUAUUAAAAAUAAUGUUUCCUACGUUUACAGGUAUUUUUAUCUUAACCAAAUCUCAUGGGAGCUUUUUGGUCCAGAUUUGCUGGGUGUAUUUUCCAUAACAUUUUAUGUUCAACAUUUCUAUUCUUUAUGCUUUAGAACCAAGGCUUGACAAACCGUUCUAUAAAUUCCCAUUUAGUAAAUAUAUUAACAUCCUGGGUUCUGUCUGGGCUCUGUCACAAACACUCAUCCCUGCUACUGAAGCACCAAACAGUGCAAGGCAACCUGUGGACAAGAAGCCAAUAAAAGUUUAUUAAAAGACAGGCAAAGGGCCAAAUUAGGCCCAAGAUAGCAUGAAGCAGGAUUCGAAGCAAGUAAACAGAAACAAUCUCUGUCUUUUACCUGGAGGGUCUAAUCUAUUUAUGUUUAUUGUAAUCGCUGAUGCAUUUGAACUUACUUCUGAUUUCCUUUGCUAUGUUAUUCUACACUCCCCUCAAAAACUGCAUUUUAGUAUGUGUGUGUAUGCAUGUGUGCAUGUGCUGUGUCUGUGCGAUGUAUGUGUGUGUGCUUGAAUGUGUGUGUGCACAUGUGUGUGUGCAUGUGUGUAUGUGCAUGCUAUGACACAUGUGUAGAUCAGAGGACAACUUACAGAGUUGGUUCUCUUCUACCACGUGAGUCCCAGGGAUUGAAUUCAGAUUGUCAGGCUUGGUGGCAAGCUCUUUUCUUCAAUAUUCUUCCAUAUGGCCAGCCCUCUACACUUACUGUAAAACCCUUUUCCACUUGCAUUUGCUUGGAUGCCACUUUUUUCUAAUUCCAUUUUCUUUCUCGGGUCAGAAUCUCACGGGUAUUCAUUCCUUCUGACGAGCUGUGAGAUUUCAGCUGGAGCCUCUGGGUGAUCUGGGCAGAUGCACCCCUGUCCUCCUUGAGAAGGAGGGUGCUUCCACGCGCCUGCAGUGUUUGUCCAGGGCUCUCAUGUUACCCAUCUGUUGCCUGACUCUGAAGCCUCCAUUCUUUGGGCCCCUGAAAUCUUCCUGAAUGUUGUUCUCUCCACAUCUCAGGAGAUGUCUGUGGAGUUUCUUUCGGUGUACUUGUCACUGGCAGAGGCCUUUUCUCUCUGCUAAAGGAAGUGGGGGUUUCUGGGAGCACAGUCUGUGUUCUGGUGGUUGUACAUCACUUUCCAAGUUCUACUCGCUGCCUUCUCUCGUUCUCUCGCUGGUGCCAGCUCCGUCCACGUCCUCUUAGGACAAGCAUGUCCCCUGACUGCUUUGAGCACCUUCCUCUCCGGAGCGUUCUUAAAUUUCACUGAGCACUUCCUGCAGCACCCCCCCCCUCGUGUGGCUCCCAGUUUUUCUCCUUCACAUCAUCUCUGAUGGUGUGUGUCUAUGGAGAGUGAAGUGUCUGUCUCUAUCAUUUCACUUUUGAGGAAUGCCUUCAGUUUCACGGGGUGGGCUGGCUUCUCCUUCAGUAGUCAGUGCGCAUGUUUCUCUUAUCAGCUGUCUGAUACACUCCUUGCCUUCACUUCUGUGUUCAUAGCAUGUGGUUUAAUCUUCCUCAUAACUUUUGGCUCCCAACAGUCGCCUGUUGAACAAAAUGUAUCUAGCCAUGUUUUAUUUAUUUAUUUUUUGGUUUGAGGGAUGUAGCCUAUUUGGGGUUAUUCUGGCAUGCUGUCCUCUAAGGGUGACACAGCAGUUGCCAUCUUGGAACUGGAGCAGCUGUGAUAACCUGUGGGAGACCCCAACAAGACUGGAUCUGUUAAAGUUCCCUGGGGAACAGUGAGGGACUCCUGGGAUGUUGCAGGAGAUGACUCCUGUCUCUGAGGCUGUAUAAGCUGUAAACUAUUGCUUAGAGGAGACUUUCCAGAAGUGUUGCUACCCAUUGGCUGUCUCUGCUCCUGUAGGUAACCCCACUAAAUGCCCUUGGCUGGACUGGGCAAAACAAUUUCUUUGGUUUGUCAUCAGGGUCCUGCCCAAGGACAAGUAGAUAUUUAUAUCUCCCAAGAAAAGUCAAACAGGAGGGGAUCUUUUUUAUUUUUGUGGAACUUUUCUUAGAUGUUAUUUGUUUCUUCUGUUUAGCUCCUCCUCCCCUCUUUGUUUCUCUCUGCUACCCUCUUCCUUCCUCCUCCUUCUCUCCUCUUCCCUUCCCUCAUCUUCUUUCUCUCCCUUUUCUCCUCCCUCUCUCCUCACUUCCUAUCUUCCUUCCCCUUCUAUCCUUUCUCCUCUCUCACUCAUCAUCUCUUCUCCUCUUCUCUCUCCCUCCUCCUUUCCUUUCCUCUCCUCUUUUCCCCUCCUGUCCUUUUACUUCCCUCCCUUCCCAUGCUCCCUCCAUCCUCCCCUCCAUUUCUUCUCCUCUCCUUCCUAUCUCUCCCUCUCCCAUUUCCCCCCUUUCCUCUUCUCUUCUCUCCUCCCUUCCUCUUCCCUCCCCUCCCCUCUUUCUUCCUGUGACAUUUCAUGUGUUAUUAGGGUUAUUAAUGGUCAGAGCCUGGUCCUGGUAGUCCCAAUAAUUCAGAUAUGGUUGCCCAUCCUUAAUGAGCCAAUGAAACAAAUAAGUAAUAGUAAGAAAAAAAAUCAGGAAAAAAGGAGAUCACUUCAAUGUGGCCACAAUGGGAAGCAAUACAGAAAGAUCCAAUGACCCCCGUCCUCAAGUCCAUCUUCUUGGUCCUCACAGGAGGGUAAGGUUUAGAUGGAGAAGAUGUAUACAUAAUUAAGCAGCCCUGGUCAAAGGGCAGCCCUGGCCAUUGUGACAUACCCUCACUAUCUCAGCUUCAGCCUGGCUUAGAAGAUGGUGCAAUAGAUUGUCUGCAUGAGCUCUCUUCUGUCUGGCCCCAGGUGUCAGCCUUUUAUUUCCUAGACAGAGAUUCCCAGGGAACUCCAGUUGCCUUGGGCAUCUUGUUUCCACAGGCCAGAUAGCCAGUGAGACACGGGCCUUUCUUAGAAUGUUCUUGUUCCUUCCAGCCAUGCUAAUUACACACUUUCAUCCAUGGAUGAUGAUUCAUCACCACAGAAUGCCUUGCUGUUUUGUUUCUGCCUCCUCCUGCUCUGACCAUCUUUCUCUUGGUAUUUACAUUUUGACACUUCAAGUCCACCCAUCUUCCCAUCUGAAACCUCACCUUUGCCUACAUCAAGUAUAUCCUUGAAGGUAUGAAGGAACUCAUCUUUCAUGGUACAGUUUGGCUUUGACUGCAUCCAUUUGAUUCUUAGUUUUAAAUUCCCAUCUGUUCAUACAAAAGUAACAUUUUAACACACCAAAUGAGAGAUAUUUUAGAGUUAGUGUGUCCUGACUCUACACCUGUGUCAUUUUUGAGUCUGAUUUUUUGGUUUACUCUGCAUUUUGACAAUGGAUUGGGAUUGGGGUUUUCUUCUUCUUUUUUUUUUUAAAGCUAUCUAUCUAUCUAUCUAUCUAUCUAUCUAUCUAUCUAUCUAUCUAUCAUCUCUCUUUUUUUGCAUGCUUCACACUCUGAUUGGAAUAAACAUUGAAAACAACACAGAGAGUCUCAUCUCUCUCGGCAGCUUUUUUGUCGGUUGUCCCUGUGUGGGUGGGACUCUGACAAGGGCCUUUGGGUGGGUGUUACAGUGGUUACCUCAGAUUGCUUUGAUGGGCCCCUGGAGGCUUGGGCUUGGGUGCUGGGGAGCUCAGUGAUGUUGUCCCACACUAGCGUCCUGUAUAGGUGUCCUGUAUUAGAUGCCUGGUCACUAACUCUGUCCCUGACCCCUGUCUUCCUGGGGACGCUGACUUACUUACUGAGAUUCUGGUGAGGCCUUCCGGGUUUCACACCAAUGCACCUUUCACACUUUCUGCUCAUGCUGGGCAGGCAGAGUCUCUGAGUGUUUGGUGCUGUAGUGAGGUAGAAAGUGCCAGCCCUGCCUGCUCUGACAGUACUUUGGGAUUCAUAGGAUUUUGGGUCCAGGCCUGUUUUCUACCCCAACCCACAGAACGACUUGAUUUUCUUCCAUUUUUCCCAAUGUAAGUCUCAGGAAGUGGGCCCUGGGAUAGCUGCUUCAGCUCACUCCUCAUACCUCCUUGGUUCAGCAGGGAAAAGGGCUCUCCCCGAGGAAUGGCAGCUGUCCCGAACACAGUUGUGAAUUUUCAAGGAAAGAGCUUCAGAAGCAUAUGCAGGGACUAGGAAGAUGGCUCAGCAGUUAAAAGAGCUGGCUGCUCUUUCAGAGGACCCAGGCUGGAUUCCCAGCACCCACACGGUGGCUUACAACCUUCUGUAACCCCAGUUCCAGAGGCUCAGACACUCUCUUCUUGCCUCCACAGGCAAUGUAUUUAUGUGGUACACAGACAUGUAAGCAGAACACCCAUAUACAUAAAAUAAAAGUAAGUCUUUUAUUUAAAAAAAGUAUAUAGACACUUGGGAGGCAGAGGAGGCAGAUCUUUGUGAGUUCAAGGUCAGCCUGGUGUAUGUAGUGAGCUCUAGUCUAGCCAAGGCAACCUGUCUCAAUCCCCUAUCCUGAAAAGUAUGUGGGGAUGAAAGAGAGCACAAGCUUUAUGGAAAGCGAUUUAUUUCACUCAAAGGAUACAGAGAGACACCAGGAGUCAGGGCAUCCCUGGUGAUUGGGCAGGAGCAGGCAGAAACUGGAUUAUUCUUCUGCACUGGCUCUCCACAAUUCCAGAACACGCUUCGCACCUGCCUCAUAGAGUACAAGAGUUGGGAGGGGACAGCUGUGUCCCAUCUGGCAGUGGCUGGCUUGGAGACACUGCUCAGCAGCAGGAGGAGGUGCCACAGGUGACAGGCCUGCAGACCAGGGUGGGGCAGGAGGGCCGGCAGCACCCGGAUGACUGGCAAGAGGAGGUCACACAGACAGGCCUGCAGCUCACAGGCAAACACACAGAGGACUGGCACGAGGGGGCCAUGCACACAGUGGGCCUGCAGCUCACGGGCACACAGCAGGUCACCUGGCAUCUCACGGGGACGCAUAUGCCAGGCCUGCAGCUCAGAGGCACACAGGCUGGCUGGCAGGGGCUGGACACACAGCAGGCUGGCUGGCAGCCUGAGGAACAGCUGGUGUGGCACAUGGUGGCAGGUGCUGACUGGUCUGGAGGAGGGUAGGAAUGCCUGGCAUUCCUUUUGGGGGUGGCUUUUAUACCCAGCUCUAUGUCCCAACUACCCAGAAUGCAUCUGGUCUUCCCUGUGUUGUUUCCAUCACUGGUUCCUCGGCGACUUGUUAUUCUGGGGUGCAUCUUCCUGAGUUAUGGUCUCCAUAGACAACUUUGGCUUGAGGCCAACUUCUCCUUUCAUAAACAGGAUACUCAGGCUUGACUCACAUGCAUUUUGUACUGCUGUUGCUCAGGCCACCACUGAGUCCAUAGUGACACUGGCUGGAUUGAGUGUAGGAUCCUGUUCUUUCCCACCUCGUUCUGUCAAUGAAGGCUUUGCGGUAAUACUGUAUUUCAUCAUUGUUAUUUAUUUUGAAUUUUUGUUGUAAAAGGCAAAACUGUUAACACAGAAGCUGAGAAACUAGGAUCUAUGGGCUAAAUUCGGCAUGCUUCCUGUCCCUGUAAAUAAAGUUUUAUUGACAAGCACAUGCCUGUGUGCAUAUGUGUUGCCAGCUGUUAUGCUCAGAUCAUGCUGGCAGGGCCCGAGUGGUUACAGAAAGUUUACAUUUGUCAUCACCCCUUAACCCAAAAUUAGCUGUUUCGGUUUCUCUUCUACUGCUGUGGUUAAAAACACUUGACAGAAGCGACUUAAGGGAGAAAGGAUUUGUUUUGGUGGGCAAGUGAGCAAGAGCUUGAAGCGGCUGGUCUGGGAAAGCAGAGAUGAAAGCCGCCGCCACCACCCAGCUUCUUUCUUCACUUACACAGCCCAGGGAGUGGCAUCUCCUACUGUGGACUGGCCUUUUACUUCAAUUAACGUAAUUGAGACAGUCCCUAGAAGGCAUGCUCAGAGGCUGGUCAUGAGUCUCGACUCUAUGCUUGACUGUCUAACUACUACAUCAACCCUAUUGUGCAGUGACUGAUUGCAGGGAUUCGUUUGUUCCUUCAGCAAAUACAGCUGUGUGCUUGCAGAAAGCCUGGAGAGCUUUCCAGCAGCGUUAAUGAGGGACUUCCUGCCCUAUUUUCCUUGUACUGUAGCCCCACAACUGUUGCCAGGCCCAGGGCUGCGGAAGCUGUUGCUGCUUCCUAGACCCUGUGUGGUCCUGCUGUCCAGGUCUAUAUGUACUAGGCUCCCUUCUGUGGGCCUAGCCCCUGUGUGCUGGUUGAUCUUACGUCAACUAGACACAUGAACUAGAGUCAUCUGAAAGGAGGGACCCUCAGUUGAGGAGAAUCCUCUAUGAGGGCCGGAUAUAAUGCAUUUUCUUAAUCAAUGAUUGAUGUGGGAAGUCCAGCCCAUCAUGGGUGGUAGCAUCCUUGGACUGUUGGUCUUGGGUUCUGUGAGAAGGCAGGCUGAGCAAGCCAUGGGGAGUAAGCCAUAAGGAGCACCCCUCCAUGGCCUCUAUGUCAGACUCCUACCUCCCAGAUGCUACCCUGUUUGAGUUCCUGGCCUGACUUCCUUCCACAGUGAGCAGCAACAUGGAAGUGUAAGCCAU